AUGGGUAAGGGGAAGCUCCACAUUAACAUUUUGGUCAUGGGCCAUGCUGAAUCUGGCAAGUCAACCACGACUGGCCAUCUUAUCUACAAGCUUGGAGGAAUUGACAAACGUGUUAUGGAGAGGGUUGAGAAGGAAGCUGCUGAGAUGAACAAGAGUUCAUUCAAGUAUGCUUGGGUGCUUGACGAGCUCAAGGCUGGAAGUGAGCGUGAUAUCACCAAUAUUGAUAAGGCGAUGUGGAAGUUUGAGACAGACGAGUACAAUUUCACUGUCACUGAUGCUCGUGGGCAUCCCGACUUUAUCAACAACAUAAUCACCGGGGCUUGGCAAGCUGACUGUGCUAUUCUCAUUGUUGAUUCCACCAAUACUGGUGGUUUUGAAGUUGGUACUUUUGAGCCUGAAUUGCUUGCUUACUUCCUUGGUGUCAAGCAGAUGAUCUGUUGCAUCAAUAAGAUGGAUGCGACCACUCCCAUUUACUCAAAGGGGAGGUACGAUGAAAUUGUAAAGUCAACCUCUUACUACUUGAAGACGAUUGGCUAUGACCCAGUCAAGAUUCGUUUUGUUCCCAUCUCAGGUUUAGAAGGGGACAACCUGAUUGAGAGGUCGAAUAACCUUCCCUGGUACAAGGGUUCAACUCUCCUUGAAGCACUUGACCAGAUUCAGAAGCCUAAGAGACCCUUUGACAAGCCUCUUAGGCUACCAAUUCAGGAUGUUUACAAGAUCGACGGCGGAAUUGGAACCGUCGUAGUUGGUCGCGUAGAGACAGGAACACUCAAGGCGGGUAUGAAGGUCACAUUUGGCCCAACUGGACUCACCGCUAAAGUCAAGUCUAUUGAAAUUAAUCAAAAGGCUGUUGAAGAGGCCUUGGCUGGUGACAAUGUUAGUUUCAAACUGAAGAAGAAGAUCGAUCCAAAGGAUCUAAGGCGUGGGUAUGUUGCAUUCAACUUUAAAGAUGAUCCUGCUAAACAAGCUAUUAGUUUCACAUCCCAGAUCAUUAUCACCAACCACCAUGUAGGCCAGAUUUCUGAAGGAUAUACGCCAAUUAUUGAUUUCUGCAGCUGUAGUGGUGCUGUAGAGAUUGAGAAAUUCCAUAGCAAGAUUGACCCGACCACCGGCAUGGAGGUUGAGAAAGAGCCUGAAUUUUUGCAGAAGGGUGAUGCAGCGAUUGUGGAGAUGAUUCCCAAAAAGCCAAUGGUUGUGGAGACUCUCGGCGAGUGUCUACCACUGGGACGGUUUAUGAUCCGUGACAAGGAACUGAUUGUUGGUGUUGGGGUUGUUAAAAGUGUGGAGAAGAAGGAAUAUCCUAAUAAAGGUAAGAGCACAAAGUCUGCUUUCAUGGAGGGUUGUAAGAAAUUUGGGGCUGCUAUGGCUAAUGGAGGAGAGAAAUUUUGGGCUGCUAUAGCUAACGGAGGUAAGAAAUUUGGAAAUGUUUUGGUUAAUGGAUUUGUUGCAGCAGGGGUGCAGCUUGCUCUACAUUACAUUAACUGA
Ziziphus jujuba (common jujube) is the source of this 1485-nucleotide messenger RNA. Its product is annotated as elongation factor 1-alpha. Bases 1 to 1485 code for a protein of 494 amino acids. The transcript has 2 exons. Gene Ontology annotation, molecular function: GTP binding; GTPase activity; translation elongation factor activity. NCBI's taxonomy places the organism in Eukaryota, Viridiplantae, Streptophyta, Magnoliopsida, Rosales, Rhamnaceae. Gene Ontology annotation, biological process: translational elongation; translation. The record is from RefSeq and is a predicted model, not a curated record.